Molecule: messenger RNA, 2970 nt
Organism: Diatraea saccharalis (sugarcane borer)
Lineage: Eukaryota; Metazoa; Arthropoda; Insecta; Lepidoptera; Crambidae
Source: the annotation of a GenBank genome assembly
UAAUGUCGUAAACUUUUGGAUAAACAACUAGACUUUUAAAUUAUAACCAAACUGGCAUCAAUUUAUUUUUUCCUCGAGAUAACGAAACAUUCAUUUAAAUCCAAGUUUAUUUCGUAAAGCUCUUGAACCAUCGAAAUCGACAGUGCUGUUAUAAAUCAGCUUCGGAGUGACGAUGAGCGCACCGCUGUCGCUGCAAGCUUCAUCCAAACCUAUACCUACAUGAAAAAGUAAUAAAUGUAAAAGUAAUAAACUAUUCAGUUACUGUGCUGUACUCGACGUCGUUUUGGGGCUAUUUUUAAAGAACACAACGCGUUGUGAACUAUUUUUUCGCUCAAUUAACGGUUUUGGACUUUGAGCGGAACUUGAGCGGUUCAUAUUUAUUGCUAUACUAAGUAAGUGCAUACAUAAUUUGCAGAUGUUAUGCAUAAUUGGUCACAACAAUAUACUCAAUCGGAUAUGCAAUAUAAAAAUUGGUGAUCUAAAAAAAUAUAUAUGUUCACUUAAAAAGAAAACAUUAAUAAGUUACAUACAACAAUUUCAAAUUAAAACAUUAAAUAUAUAAACAAGAAACAUAAAACUAUAAAUUAAUAUUCAUUCUUUAAAAAAAUUAAAAAAAAUUACAUCACUAAAUUAUCAUGACGACCUCCGUAGCCGAGUGGUUCGCACGCCAGUUUCAAGGUGUCGCCAUCUCUGAGGUACCGGGUUCGAUUCCCGGUCGGGUCAAUGUAGAAAAUGAACUUUUCUAUAUUGACUCGGGUCUGGGUGUUGUGGUACCUUCGUUGUCUCAGAUACUCCAUAAUACGGGGGCUUUAGCUACUCAUCUUGGAAUCUGAGCAAUGUGUGUGAUGUUGUUAAAUAUUUAUUUAUUUAUUUAUCAUCCAAAUAUUCUGCCAGACUAUAAAAUGUCUUUCAAUAACCAGGUUUUGAGAUGUUUUUUUAAGCUUAAUUAAUUUCACAGCCUUAAUGUGUAUACCGAAAGUUUUGUAAUGUUUUUCUUUCGGUUGUUUAUGUGAAUUUGCUGAACAUUUGUUAAAUUUCGCUCAUUAGUGACGAAAUAUUGACAGUCUCGUUGGUUUGGUGGUGGUGGUUUUUGAAACCGGCACUGAAAUAUAUUUAUAAAACAAGUGAUGUCCUUUUUUAAGUUCUUAAACAAGUUAUUUUACCAUUCCAGCUCACGCCAAACAAAACUAGCUCAGAUAUAUGUAUAGAACUAUGCGAAAAAGCGAAAUCGGAAUCUCACCUUCUAAUGCUAGAAGAGGUUAUAUGCAACGAAUCAAUGAGGCGUAUAGUCCAUAUAGAUGAAGUGGUCCUCGACGUGGUCUUAAGAUGGGGCUACUGGGACGAGGAAGACAGGAAGGACAACUACCUGGUUGUGACCGAUAAUAAGAUAUUGUCCGAGAUAGAGUCCCUGAGGAACACCGUGUCUAUGGUCUGCGGUGAACUGAAACUGGCUACGGAAUCGACUAAAGCGUUCAAAUCGCACAUGUUCGAGAUACACAACGGCGUUAUGUGCUGUUUUAAAGACAAGCAGGGAUCUCAUAAACUCGAAGAGUGGAACGUCAAAGAAAUAUUAUGGUACAUUGGUCAUGAACCCAAACGCAAUCCUCAAACGCGGUGGGCCUUCACGAUAAUACCGCGCAAUAAGAAACAGAAGAGAAGCAAAGAGCGACCGUGGUUCGGUAGCACCAUUGCAGGAUCCGUAACAGAGGAUCAGGUCAAAUGGAUGACGGCCCUAAUGUUCGGCGAACACACGAAUGUGCUCCCUACACCCAGACUCGUUAUCACGUAAACUGUUGUUGCUGUCCUUUUCAUACUUUAGGAAAAAGACAAGGACGAAUUACGCCUUAUUAGAAACCGAAUAUUUAUGACGUUUAAUGUUGGGAGCGCGAUUAGGAAGCCUUGACUUUAAUUAUGUUAAACUUUGUGAUGUUUAAAAUAAUAAUAAUAAGCACCUGUAUUUACGACCUUCAAGUACUCACUAUAAUUCAUGUGAAUUAAAUAUUAUAAUUGUUACGGAUUUUUACAAUUUAUUCAUAUGUAUAAUUAUAUAAUAAUAUAUGAAUUUGUGAUUACUGUUGAAAAGAUAUAAUAGUACAGUUAUUUUAUUUGAAAAAAUAAACUUAGCUGAUUAGCUAUAUACUUUUUUUAACUGUUGUAUACGCUAAUUUUAAAUACAUUUGCUCAUUCGAACCAUCAGAAGUCGGAUUUGAAGACAUUAUUUUCAUCGGAACUAAAUUUAUAUUUACUUUUGUGAAAAUUAUAUAUUUAGGUAUAAUUUGUUUUGUAAUAUACCCCUUUUUCAGAUGUUUUCAAAUGUAAUUUUAAAUUAUUACUAUAUAAUAUUACAUUAUAUUCGUUUAAUAUCAUCUAAUGUCGUAAACCGGCACUCCUAGAAUGUAUGUGAUGACGUGUUCUUCUUUCCAAGACCUUUCACAUUUAUUGAAUAGUAUUAGUAAUAAAUUUUGAAGCUCUAAUGAAAAAGCAAUUUUUAAAACAUUUUUUAAUGUAUAGGUUAACAUGGAUAAGACCACUGGGUUUCGGCGUUGUUUAAUACUUUGAUAAAUAAAAAUGUAUUUAUUUGACAUAUAAAAAGUAAGUGAACAAUAUAUUUUUAAAAUACAUAUUUUAAUAACAUAAACGAAUUAUCAAGAUAUCUAUAACAACGGCCCAAUUUUCGGUCAUACUGAUAUUUUUUUAUAUGAAAAGUAACCCAUAUUACAGAGGGCGAUCUAAUAGGCACAAUAAUAUCCAAAAUAAAAGGAAAGACUUUUGUGUUUCGUGUUCUUUUUGCUAAGAGUACAUAACUAACAAAAUCGUUGCAACUGUCGGUUUCAAAUAAAUAAAUACAUCAGUCGAAUCACCGUUAUAAAGCAAUUGAAAUAAAACUCUUAUUUUCUUUCCCCGUCCCUAUUAUUUGGGGUCAGAUCUCGUAUAUUUGCGUCAGGCGAUUCUGUCUUUGGUUAUCUCUAU